GGGCGCAGCCGGGCCCGGCAGCGGCGGCGAUGGCGGCGGAGGGCAGGGCUGUGGCGGCGGCGGCGGCGGCGGCCGAGCUGCAGCCGGAGGGGGACGCGGAGGGCGGCAGCGGCGAGCCGGAGGGCGGCUUCGGGCAGCUGCUGGAGGAGGAGGAGGACGGGGAGGACGCCGGCUAUGUGCUGUACAGGGACAGGAAGGAAUGGGCAGAUAUUGAACCUGUCCCUCAAAAUGAUGGGCCAAAUCCCGUUGUUCAGAUCAUCUACAGUGAAAAAUUUCGAGAUGUCUACGAUUACUUCCGGGCUGUUCUGCAGCGAGAUGAGAGGAGCGAAAGAGCUUUCAAGCUGACAGCAGAUGCCAUUGAGUUAAAUGCUGCAAACUACACAGUGUGGCAUUUCCGGAGAGUCCUCCUGCAGUCUUUAGGAAAAGAUCUCCACGAGGAACUUAAGUAUAUUACAGCUAUCAUUGAAGAUCAGCCAAAGAACUACCAAGUCUGGCAUCACAGACGGGUGUUGGUGGAGUGGCUGCAGGAUCCAUCCCAAGAGCUUGAGUUCAUAGCUGACAUUCUUAACCAAGAUGCCAAAAAUUACCACGCGUGGCAGCACAGGCAGUGGGUUAUUCAGGAGUUCAAAUUAUGGGACAAUGAACUGGAAUAUGUAGACCAGCUUUUGAGAGAAGAUGUGAGAAACAACUCUGUUUGGAACCAACGACACUUUGUCAUUUUCAACACCACUGGCUAUGAUGAUCCAGCAGUCCUAGACAGAGAAGUCCGGUACACUCUUGAGAUGAUCAAAGCAGUGCCACAUAACGAGAGUGCUUGGAACUAUUUAAAAGGGAUUCUACAGGAUCGUGGUCUUUCUAAGUAUCCAAAUCUGUUGGAGGAACUGUUGAAUUUGCAGCCCAGUCACAGUUCACCCUAUCUGAUUGCUUUCCUUGUGGACAUAUAUGAAGAUAUGCUUGAAAACCAGUGUGAUAACAAGGAAGAAACACUGAACAAGGCAUUGGAGUUGUGUGAAAUUCUGGCUAAAGAGAAAGACACGAUUCGAAAGGAAUACUGGAGAUACAUUGGAAGGUCCCUUAAGAGCAAGCACAGUUCAGGCACUGAACAGACCAGCACAGUGACAGAUAAGCCGCAGUAACUGCAUAUGGAAGAAAACAGUGUUAAGCUCUCAAGCCAUUCUUAAGCAAUACUAAGUAGAGUCAUCAACUAGUUUAAAAUCCAGUGUAUUAUUACCCCAGUGAGGAGAUGUUGCGAUGAAAGAGGAAUGCAGAGUGCUGUAUUGUCCUGGUUCUGGUGAUAGCUCUUGAUGCAGUCAAGAAAUCACAGAAUAUGCUGAGUUGGAAGGGACCUACAAAAAUUAUCAAGUCCAACUCUUAGCCCUGCAAAGGACCAUCCCCAAGAGUCACAU
Messenger RNA from Empidonax traillii (willow flycatcher), 1406 nucleotides. RefSeq names its product farnesyltransferase, CAAX box, alpha (gene FNTA). Gene Ontology annotation, cellular component: CAAX-protein geranylgeranyltransferase complex; cytoplasm; protein farnesyltransferase complex. Gene Ontology annotation, molecular function: CAAX-protein geranylgeranyltransferase activity; protein farnesyltransferase activity. Gene Ontology annotation, biological process: protein geranylgeranylation; protein farnesylation. Bases 30 to 1136 code for a protein of 368 amino acids. Lineage: Eukaryota; Metazoa; Chordata; Aves; Passeriformes; Tyrannidae. The transcript has 9 exons. The record is from RefSeq and is a predicted model, not a curated record.